AUGUCUGCUUCAGAUAAUUCCAAUCCGGACGAGCCACCGCCUCCUCCUAGCAUCGGCCAAACCCGGCAGCGUGCCCCUACAAUCAGUAUAGACGAUACUGCGACCCGGCCUGCUGCUCCUAGAGAUGUUCCUUUGUCGCCUGAACGAUCCAAUAUUCCAUUACCGCGAAUACAGACGGAAGGUCUUUCAGAACAGCCCCCAGUGACAGGCUUCGACCCCUUACCGACGGACACACGGCCGGUACCUGAUACCAAAGAGUCACGGCCCACCUCCCCUCACAACGUAUCCUCUCCUCGAACUCGGUUCCUGGACGGCUCUGGCGGGUUUUUGGCAGUUCCUGGUGGUCGAGAAAGAGCCAGUUCAGAGUCCGAUUCUGCCGUUUCUCCGUCGUCAUCGUAUGGUGGUGACACUCAACUAGCUUCAUCAGUCUCGCCAAAUGAAGAUGCCCUGAGAAAGUCUUCUAUGAGUAACAAUGACGAGAUAAUACACGACAAGGACGCACUACGCCCGGAUCCCGGCUCCGAACAAGACUUCGAAGUGCAGGACAACAAGUUCGCGUUCACUCCUGGUCAAUUGAACAAGCUCAUCAACCCGAAAAGCCUCGCCGCGUUCUAUGCUCUUGGCGGGUUGACUGGCUUGGAACAGGGUCUACGCACGGAUCGACAGAGUGGUCUCAGUAAUGAUGAGCAUUCACUUCAGGGAUCGGUCUCGUUUCAGGAGGUCGUUCAAGCCGGUUUGGCGGCUGACAAGGACUAUGGGCACGUCAAGCGAUCGAUGACAUCUCAGUCAUUCGGAAACUCUGGAAAGACUGACAAUGACAACGCCUUCUCCGACCGAAAACGCAUAUACAAGGACAACAGGUUACCCGAAAAGAAAGCAAAGUCAUUUUUGCAACUGGCUUGGAUUGCCUACAACGACAAAGUCCUCAUCUUACUCUCCGUCGCUGCUGUGGUCUCUUUAGCUCUCGGCAUUUACCAGACUAUACGUCCUUCCAAAGCGGAAGAGCACGAAGCUAGGGUUGAAUGGGUCGAGGGCGUGGCCAUCAUGGUGGCAAUUUUCGUUGUCACUUUCGUGGGAGCAUUGAACGACUACCAGAAGGAGCGGCAGUUCAUCAAGCUCAACCGCAAAAAGGAAGAGCGCUUCGUCAAGGUUGUCCGGUCCGGCAAGUCACAGGAAAUUUCCGUCUACGAUAUCCUGGUUGGCGAUGUUCUGCACUUAGAACCCGGUGACGUGAUCCCUUGUGAUGGCGUUUUCAUCGAUGGGCAUAAUCUGCGGUGCGAUGAAUCCUCUGCGACGGGUGAAUCUGACAUUCUCCGCAAGACAGCGGCCGACGAAGUCUUCCACCGUAUCGAGAACAAUUUGUCUCUACAUAAGAUGGAUCCUUUCAUCCUUUCUGGAGGCAAAGUCUCCGAAGGCGUGGGUACCUUCUUGGUCACAUCCGUCGGCGUUAAUUCAAGCUACGGCAAAACCCUUAUGUCUCUACAAGAUGAGGGCCAAACCACACCCCUGCAAUCGAAGCUCAAUAUUCUGGCCGAGUAUAUUGCAAAGCUUGGUCUGGCUGCCGGUCUCCUACUCUUCGUCGUGCUAUUCAUCAAAUUCCUGGCUCAACUAGGAUCCAUCCAAGGCGGUUCAGAGGAAAAAGGUCAACGCUUCCUUUCCAUCUUCAUUGUCGCGGUCACGAUCGUUGUUGUCGCCGUCCCCGAGGGUCUUCCAUUGGCUGUAACACUGGCUCUAGCUUUUGCAACAACCCGUAUGCUCAAGGACAACAAUUUGGUGCGGUUGCUAAGAGCCUGUGAGACUAUGGGGAAUGCUACUACGGUCUGUUCAGACAAGACCGGGACCUUGACCCAGAACAAAAUGAGUGUGGUGGCUGGCACCAUAUCUACGGCCUCGCGAUUCGGCGAUAAAGAUGUCCCUAUCAACGAAAAGGUAGCAGAUAAGGACAAGCUACCAGGACCUGCCAACAUCACCUGCGAUGUUAGCCAAGGCGAGUUCACUGCCACCUUAGCAGAAGAGACGAAGCUCUUGUUGAAAGAUUCGAUUGUUCUUAAUUCGACUGCAUUUGAAAGCGAGGAAAAUGGCAAAGUAGUCUAUAUCGGAUCGAAGACCGAAACAGCUCUGCUUCAAUUUGCUGCUGACAACCUGGGCAUCGGAUCCGUCGCCGAGGAGCGAGCCAACGCAAAUGUGGCGCAGAUGAUUCCUUUCGAUUCUGGACGCAAAUGCAUGGCUGUGGUCCUUAAGAUGGCGAAUGGCAAAUAUCGCAUGCUGGUAAAAGGCGCUUCCGAAAUCCUGAUCGCUAAGAGCAGUCGCAUCGUUACAGAUCCAACUGUCGACAUUACCGACUCCGUCAUGACCAUUGAGCAGAACCAAGCGCUAAAUGGCAUUGUGGCCAACUACGCGUCUCGUUCUCUGCGGACGAUCGCCUUGCUCUACCGCGAUUUCGAGCAGUGGCCACCUCGUGGCGCUGUGUCGGCAGACGAUAAACGUCAGGCUGACUUCGAUAGGGUCUUCAAAGACAUGACUUUCUUUGCGGUGGUCGGCAUUCAAGACCCUCUUCGCCCAGGUGUUACUGAUGCCGUACGAGACUGCCAGAUUGCCGGCGUCUUCGUUCGUAUGGUUACGGGUGACAACAUUAUGACGGCAAAAGCAAUUGCUACAGAAUGUGGAAUCUUCACUGCUGGGGGUCUCGCGAUGGAGGGCCCUGUCUUCCGCAAACUCAGCAAGAAUCAGCUCAACCAGGUCAUUCCCCGUUUGCAGGUUCUGGCUCGCUCAAGCCCUGAUGACAAGAAGCUACUUGUUCGACACCUGAAGAAGCUCGGGGAGACAGUUGCUGUGACUGGCGAUGGUACCAACGAUGCUCCAGCACUGAAGGCUGCCGAUGUCGGCUUUUCCAUGGGCAUCGCAGGUACCGAAGUCGCUAAAGAGGCGUCGGCUAUCAUCAUCAUGGACGACAACUUCGUCUCUAUCGUUAAAGCCAUUUCCUGGGGACGUGCAGUUAAUGAUGCGGUGAAGAAGUUCCUCCAGUUUCAGAUCACGGUCAAUAUUACGGCUGUCGUCCUGACCUUUAUCUCAGCUGUUGCCAACGAUGAGGAAAGCUCAGUGCUUACUGCUGUUCAACUUCUUUGGGUCAAUCUAAUCAUGGAUACGUUCGCCGCACUCGCACUCGCCACUGAUCCUCCACUGCCGAGCAUCCUCCAUCGACGGCCUGAACCCAAAUCUGCGCCCCUGAUCACUUUGAACAUGUGGAAGAUGAUCAUCGGUCAGUCCAUCUUCCAGCUGGUGGUGACGCUGAUCCUCUUCUUCGCCGGAGAAGGCAUUCUCGGAUACGAGACCGACGAUGAGAUCGACAGGUGGCAUAGCACGAUUUUCAACACCUUUGUCUUCAUGCAGAUUUUCAACCAGUACAACUCCCGACGACUCGACAAUGGUUUCAAUAUCUUUGAAGGGAUUCACCGGAAUUGGUGGUUUAUUGGCAUUCAAUUCAUCAUUGUUGGCGGCCAGUGUCUCAUUAUGUUCGUUGGUGGCGAGGCAUUUUCCGUCACACGGAUCACAGGACCACAGUGGGGCAUUUCUCUUGUCCUUGGUGUAUUGUCCAUACCUAUCGCUAUCAUUAUUCGACUCAUCCCAGACGAGUUGUUCGGGAAGUUCAUCCCUCGACUUCCGAGGAGGAAGAAGCCGAGCCUGAAUGUUAUCAUUGAAGACGACGAGGAUCAGACCCAGCAAUGGAAUCCGGCACUCGAAGAGAUUCGUGAAGAACUCACGUUUCUUAAGAAGAUUCGCGGCGGUCGUAUGCGAGAGUUGGCGUACAAAUUACAGCAUCCACGAGAAACGUUCUUGCCUCGAUCUCGUGGAUCGUCACGAUCCCGGGACGAGUCACAAGUUGACCUUCCUCAAACACCAAACAACGAAGUGGCUGAGUCGAAUGCCAGCCUAAGCGCGCCGCAGACACCAGAAAAAACACCGCGGAAGAGAGCUCGGUCCAACUCGACGUCUAUAUUUGGUCCAGCGGCUGCAAUGGCCGGGAUUGUUGCAGGCAGUGUUGCGGGUGGCUGGUCACCCCUGGAGCGACGCGCGGAACAGGCAGAAACUGUGCAAUUUAGUCGCUCACGAUCAGCAUCUGGGGUUGAGGGCACGGCGGGCAUGGAGGUUCACCCCGACACCAAGCAAGACGAUCCUGUCUUCGCAUCCAACUUCCAGCAGACUAAGGUGCCGCCGAGUCAGCGGCCUGAGCUGGCGCCUUUCUUUGAACACGCUCCGCCGCACAGCCCAGAUGCCAGAAGGUCGCACUCUCGCAAUUCAUCUCAGCAUGUGCCCGAGGCGUGA
Messenger RNA from Cyphellophora europaea CBS 101466, 4323 nucleotides. Its product is annotated as calcium-translocating P-type ATPase, PMCA-type. The coding region runs from base 1 to 4323 and encodes 1440 amino acids. The record is from RefSeq and is a predicted model, not a curated record. Gene Ontology annotation, biological process: intracellular calcium ion homeostasis; calcium ion transmembrane transport. Lineage: Eukaryota; Fungi; Ascomycota; Eurotiomycetes; Chaetothyriales; Cyphellophoraceae. The transcript has 3 exons. Gene Ontology annotation, molecular function: ATP binding; ATP hydrolysis activity; P-type calcium transporter activity. Gene Ontology annotation, cellular component: intracellular membrane-bounded organelle; membrane.